CCACACCCGCUGGUCCUGCUGCUGUGGCCCCUGCUCCCUCUAAGGCAAAGCCUAAAGAGGGCAAGAAUAACCCUAAGCUGUCCACAUCUCCUCACACUUCUGCUCCUAAACCUGUUCCUUCUGGACGCAGGAAACGCUCCUCUUUAUCUGCUUCAAGCUCCCCGACCUCUCCCAAAUCUGCCUCUGUAACUCAUGGUACCCCACCAUGCUCCCCCCUGGCUUCUCCUCCAGCUGACUCUCCUGUCACUAGGCAAAGUGCUCCCAAGGUUGUAAAAGCUGUCAAACAGGGGAAGCAACAGAAAGCAAAGAAUUUCAAACCUGCCGAUAAACCUGCUCAAGAGAAUGAACCAGUUGUCGCUUCGCAAUCUUUUGCUAUACCAGCACCAGAGGUACAAACAUCUAAAGAUGCACCUGCUUCCCCUGUCUCUCCCAAAGUUGCUGUAGCUCCUGUGGCUUUUAAAGUAACAUCAAAGCCUGCUGCCCCUGCACCUCGGUCAUUUACAGGAGAGAUGGCCUCCAGUCCACCCAAGGUGGCUGAUCUUCCAAAAGUAGAAGCCCCUGUGGCAUCUGCAAAAUCAGCUGCUAAACCCAAGCCUGAUGUAAAGCCAGCCUCUGCGGCCUCAAAAGAUAAGCCCUCCCUGGCUGUUACUGCCACCCCAAAGAAAGCACCCCAGGUUAUGCCUGAAGCAGUAGAUGAUGAUGAUCUCCCACCACUCAUACCACCUGAGAAUCCUGUGCCCAUUUUUCCCCCCAUGCCACCUACCACAAUUACUGUAGUCACUCCAGAAGCUCCUAAAACUGAACCUGUCAAUACCGUUGAGUCCGCCCCUAAAGCUAAGUCUGCUUCUGCCCCCAAAGGUAAGCCUAUCCAAAAAGAAGCCCCUGCCCCUAAAACAGAAGUGGAGCCUGCUGCUAAAGCUGAGGCUGCCCCAAAAGUUGAGCCUGCUCCUAAACCCAAGGCUGAGGCUGCUCCCAAGGCUGAGGCUGCUCCCAAGGCUGAGGCUGCUCCCAAGGCUGAGGCUGCUCCCAAGGCUGAGGCUGCUCCCAAGGCUGAGGCUGCUCCCAAGGCUGAGGCUGCUCCCAAAGCAAAAGCCGAGGCUGCUCCCAAAGCAAAAGCCGAGGCUGCUCCCAAAGCAAAAGCCGAGGCUGCUCCCAAAGCAAAAGCCGAGGCUGCUCCCAAAGCAAAAGCCGAGGCUGCUCCCAAAGCAAAAGCCGAGGCUGCUCCCAAAGCAAAAGCCGAGGCUGCUCCCAAAGCAAAAGCCGAGGCUGCUCCCAAAGCAAAAGCCGAGGCUAGCCCUGCCCCUGAAGCUGAGACUGCACCUAAAGCUGAGCCUACUCCUAAAGCUAAGUCUGAGGCUGCCCCUAAAGCAGAGGUCCCUCCUGCAGUUAAGGCUGCUGCUGCUCCUAAAGCUGAACCAACUAAAGAUCAUAAAGUGGAGACUGUCCCUCAACCUGCUAAAGUUGAAUCUGCCCCUGUUCCCCCAUCAGUUAAAGCCCCAUCUGUGCUGGAGCCAGUCAUCAAGAACGACAAGGGGUCUGGUACUGAAUCGGACAGCGAUGAAUCUGUUCCUGAACUGGAGGAGCAAGACUCUGCACAAGCACAGACACAAACACAGCAGGCACAGCUUGCAGCAGCUGCUGAAAUUGACGAGGAACCUGUCAGCAAAGCAAAACAGAGCAGAAGCGAGAAGAAAGCCAGGAAGGCCAUGUCCAAAUUGGGGUUGAGACAAGUUGCCGGUGUUACCAGGGUAACCAUUCGCAAGUCCAAGAACAUUCUCUUUGUCAUCACCAAACCAGAUGUCUACAAAAGUCCAGCUUCAGAUACUUACAUCGUCUUCGGCGAGGCUAAGAUUGAAGACCUGUCCCAGCAAGCUCAGUUGGCAGCUGCAGAGAAGUUCAAGGUCCAAGGAGAAGCUGUUUCAAACAUCCAGGAAAACACACAGACGCCCACAGUACAAGAGGAGAGCGAAGAGGAAGAGGUUGAUGAGACCGGUGUGGAGGUUAAAGACAUUGAGCUGGUCAUGUCACAGGCCAACGUGUCCCGGGCAAAGGCUGUGCGUGCACUGAAGAAUAACAAUAACGACAUUGUCAAUGCUAUUAUGGAAUUGACAAUGUAGAUGGAGAUCAGGGACUGGUUCACAUUAAGACGUUGCUGAUUUGAUCUACACUAUUGUUUGUACAAUUUAUAUUCAAGAGAAAUAAAGGAGUGGCUUGAUAAAAUUA
This is a messenger RNA of Triplophysa rosa, 2223 nucleotides long. It is a transcript of the gene naca, whose product is annotated as nascent polypeptide associated complex subunit alpha. The record is from RefSeq and is a predicted model, not a curated record. Lineage: Eukaryota; Metazoa; Chordata; Actinopteri; Cypriniformes; Nemacheilidae. Gene Ontology annotation, biological process: protein targeting to membrane. The transcript has 8 exons. The annotation marks the transcript as partial. Gene Ontology annotation, cellular component: cytoplasm; nascent polypeptide-associated complex.